GUAAUGCGUCGUGCUCAUGGAGGGCAUGUUUUACAUCCGACGAGUUUGACAGAUAAGUAAUUCAAUAAAAUGUCUGUUUUGAGGAUGAUCGAAGGAUUCUUAUUAAAUGUGGAUGUUCGUCAAAGUCUGGAGUAUUACUGCAAGCUGAGAAUCAUGCAUACAUUCCGUGGUGACUUGUGUGGUAGGUAGUGAAAACUGAAAGACUAGACAUUCUGUUUUCCUUCGUCGUGCAAACACUGACUGUACUGCAUGCUGUGACUCCAUCCAUGCUGUGAUUUAGAAUGCUGUUAACAGGACGUGUUCAUCGUGAUCAUGUCCUCACUUUUGAUGUCUUUGGAUGAUCUUCUUCCACGAUACAACCAAUGUGUGCUGUUGUUCCUGGUCAAGGUCAAUCAAAGGUCAUGCUACAGAGGGAACAUCUUCAUUACAUCUUAAACAUGAUCCACACAGAUAAUCAUCAUUCUAUGUUACCAGUGACCAGGAUACCAGCUGUCCUGGUUCUCUCCUUGUUCUCAUUGGUCCAUAUUCAUGCUCGACAUACUACGAUACACCCAGGUGUUCAAGGCUUGUCGGAUACCAAGACGUCGUACAAAUACAUUGAUAAGUUAAGUCUAUCAAAUGACAAUAGACGAGAGAUUCAGGAGAUACUGCUGGACGCCGGCGCCCAGCAUGAAAAGCUGCUAGCAGAGUACAAGGCAGAGACAUACAGACCAUUGACCAUCGAUGAGAGGAUUUCCGAGGCCCAAGUUCUACUUCUGACCAAUCUGCCUGCUGCGGCCACGUUACUUGAAGAUACGCUUAGCUUCCCAGAAAUAUCUACUGAGCAGAAAGUGAAGUAUAUAGGAUUUGAGGCAUUGCAUGGUUUGAAUAGUACAGCAAAUGGGUCCUUAACUCGCCCACAACUCACUGACCUAGAGAAGUCCAUCAGUCAACUCUCAAACAUCAAGUCACCUGAUGCUCCUACAACUCAUGGCCCCAUGACGCCUCCUCACACCUACGAGCAUGAAAGCAACUCAGUACAGACGGAAAUGUGGCAGAGUCACCAGCGACCUCUGAACCGCCAGGCCUCAGACUCGACCUUUGACCGGGAAAAACCCAUCAGUGUGAGUCAGCAGAAGAAUCUCCACCAGGCAACUCAGACCCCGGCGUACGUGGCUUCCCUUCCUCCAUCUGGAUCUUCCCAUGACCACAUAACCAACCUCUCCUCGUCUUCGUCUCGAGAGAGAGACACCAAGAGAGUCUUGGCAUACGUGCUUCACACCUACCUCCACACCACCACAAUCCAAUCCCAACCCACAACGGUCCCAACAACCAUCCAAACAACGGUCCCCACAACGAUACCCACUGACCUGUCUCGUGAUUCUGGCUAUGCCUCGUCUCUUUGCUCCACUUUAACUGGAAAUGAACCCACACAAAACAUCAAUGUCACUCGUAGUGUCGAGGCCGAUGGUAGUGAGGUCACUACAACCACGACAACGGAAUGCAAAAAGAAGACAAUCUAUGUGUUUCCUGGGAAAGAGGGUUUUGAUAUGAAGAAACUUCCCUCGUUGCUUAUGGAAGAAAUCAAGAAAGAUGAGAGUGGGGGGCUGCAGAGCCGUUUAAUGGAACUCAUGAAGGAGAAGGGGGUUGGGGGAAGUCCAAAACAAAAGCGUAAAGUACAAUCUGAUCAAAGGCAGUUCUCUAAUCGUAAGAAGGAAUCGUCCACAGUUCAUUCAAUGUCGCAUAAGCAGCAAGCCCAUACACCAGAUACAAAGUUGAGGGGGGAUCUACUAAAAACAGUUGAGACUAGUGAGAGAGAUUCAAGUGGACUUUCACCUCACAAUUCCUCUGGGAACUUCCCUGAUUCUCAGAGUACUAACACUAGAGACUUCUCAUCUCAGUUCAUUUCUGUUCCUUCCUCUCCAAUAAUCUCCUCAUCUAGGAGACACAAUAAUCACCAUCUCUCCUCCAUGACAACCUCACCAAAUCCUCUUGAGAGAUCCCUUCCCAAAACCACAAUACUGAAACCUUCCCUCAGUCAUACAAAUCAGCCUUCCAAUAAGGAUAAACCAUAUCAUGACCCUCACCAUCAGACACACCCAGUAGAUUCCGUUGACCACAAAACAUCCAAAUCAUCUUCAAGAAAAGUCUGGUCCCAGUCCCUUCCCAACAGUGUGUCUUAUAAGAAGCAUGAUAAUGAGGAGGGCCCUUCCAAGAUGGAUCGGACUGAGGCCUUAGGGUCUCCUCAUGAACAAGGUUUCACCCCUAAUCACAAUCAAUCAUCCAACCAAGAGGUGAGUUCUAAGAGAGCAACUGUUGAUGCUGGAUAUUAUCAUUCCCUUCCUAAGGGUAGAUCCUCAGACCUAUCAAAGGGUCAUGAAGACAUAAAGGAUUCACCUGUUCAAGAUGGUUCACAAAUACACAUUAAACAAACUCCAUCUGGGUUUGAACAUUCAACUCAUAACUCAAUGUUUUACUCUCUUCCACGAUCCCAACAUCCUAACCAUAACAAAACUCCUGGUGCUGGUCUAACCUCAACCUCAAACUUUUCCCACUCACUUGGUUCUACCUCACAACCAAAACACUCUCACAUCCUGGACGGUAAUCAAACAAUCUCAGGGCAAAGGGGGAAGCCCAUGACUGACCCUGCACCCUUUAUGGAUGAUACCCAACUCUUUCAACCUGUUCCCUCGUAUCAAUGGGUUAUGCAGCGCAUAGGGGAACUACGAAGUAAGUCACAAGUUAACAUGCAUGAUCAAAGGGAGGGUAGAGAAAAUCACAGUUCACAAUCCAAGUCAGAUGGGAGACACUAUAGGGAAACCCAGGGUGGUACAAGAUCCAAAAGCACUGACAGACUGUCUGACCGAACACACUACACCAGAGACAUCCAGGGGGAUUCUCGUUCUAAAAGCACUGAACGGGUACCUGAUAGAAACCAGUUUUACAGGGAAACCCAGGGUGGUACAAGAUCCAAAAGCACCGAGAGGGUACCCAAUGAAAGCCAGUUUUACAGGGAAACCCAGGGUGGUACAAGAUCCAAAAGCACCGAGAGGGUACCCAAUGAAACCCAGUUUUACAGGGAAACCCAGGGUGGUACAAGAUCCAAAAGCACUGACAGACUACACCACACCAGAGACAUCCAAGGGGAUUCUCGUUCUAAAAGCACUGAACGAGUACCUGAUAGAACCCAGUUUUACAGGGAAACCCAGGAUGGUACAAGAUCCAAAAGUACUGACAGACUGUCUGACCGAACACAGCACACCAGAGACAUCCAGGGGGAUUCUCAUUCUAAAAGCACUGAACGGGUACCUGAUAGAACCCAGUUUUACAGGGAAACCCAGGGUGGUACAAGAUCCAAAAGCACUGACAGACUGUCUGACCAAACACACCACACCAGAGACAUCCAGGGGGAUUCUCGUUCUAAAAGCACUGAACGGGUACCUGAUAGAACCCAGUUUUACAGGGAAACCCAGGGUGGUACAAGAUCCACAAGCACCGAGAGGGUACCCAAUGAAACCCAGUUUUACAGGGAAACCCAGGGUGGUACAAGAUCCAAAAGCACUGACAGACUGUCUGACCGAACACAGCACACCAGAGACAUCCAGGGGGAUUCUCGUUCUAAAAGCACUGAACGGGUACCUGAUAGAACUCAGUUUUACAGGGAAACCCAGGGUGGUACAAGAUCCAAAAGCACCGAGAGGGUACCCAAUGAAACCCAGUUUUACAGGGAAACCCAGGGUGGUACAAGAUCCAAAAGCACUGACAGACUGUCUGACCUAACACAGCACACCAGAGACAUCCAGGGGGAUUCUCGUUCUAAAAGCACUGAACGGGUACCUGAUAGAACCCAGUUUUACAGGGAAACCCAGGGUGGUACAAGAUCCAAAAGCACUGAGAGGGUACCCAAUGAAACCCAGUUUUACAGGGAAACCCAGGGUGGUACAAGAUCCAAAAGCACUGACAGACUGUCUGACCGAACACACCAUAAUAGAGAUGUCCAGGGAGGUGUACAAUCCAAAAUCACCCAAAGGGUACCCAAUCAAACCCAGUACCAAAGGGAAACCCAUGUAGGUUCACAUUCCAAAAGCACUGAGCUACCCUAUCAAACCCAGUAUUAUAAGGAAACCCAUGGGCACUUAGAUCAUGAACAGGGAAUAACUGAAACAGUUCGUGGUCGUCCUCUUGAUAGAUCAAAGCAUAGGUCAGAGAAAAGAAGCCAAAGCCAGAAUCAUGAUGUGUGGCAGAGAAGGGACGAGAGAGAUAACAGUCAAACUGAACAACAGGCUGUAUCUGCUGAUAGGUCAAGAUUGUACGCUACGGAUUACCAUGACAACUCAACCAGAAUGGAGGGAGGGACUGCUGGACAUUCAAUCGGCAGCAAUAACUACGGGACUAUUCAAUCUAGACACACUAACCAUAGCAACAAUGCUAAUCCUGCCAGUGUUGUAACUUCAGGGAUGUCACAUGGGGAUCAGACUAACCACAAUGUUAAUAACAUUAACCUCAUGGCUGGAUUGGAAGAUGCCAUACGCAUGCUGUCUGAAUGGACCCAUUUACAAAAUCAAGAAUUGACAAACCCUGGGCCUUCCAAUAGCCCACCUUACACUAAACAUAACACGCAUGUGAGUGAAGUGAUGCAUAGAGACAAUGUAACUGCCCCAACCAGGGAGCCUAACCUAUCCAAUGGGUGGAUUGGUCAUAAAGCUAACUACCAGUCACAUACUCAACAACAUAGGCAACCAGGGAGUGUGGGACCAGCUAAGGAGGAGACGUUUCAGAAAAUGGAUCUGCACAUUGAUGAAUCUCAAAUUAAAGAGCCACUCCAACCUCAAGGAAGAGGAAUGGACGGGAUUAAUGAUGUGAACAACCGUGAGCAUCCCACGAAGAGCCAUCCCCCAACAGGUCCUGUUGCCAAACCCAGUAAGGGUAAACAGAUGCCAAGACGUACUCCUCAUCAGUCUGGUUAUGAUUCAGACUCCGCUGUACAGCAGCAUUAUGAGACACCGAUAUCUAAUCAUCCUAGAAGGGCUCCCUCGCCUGAGACGUGGCUACAAAAUCCAGGAGGUGUGCCAGUUCAUGAAAGUGAAUACUGGAACCGGAUGGAGGGUCUGAAAUCACCCAACCCCAAGGAGCAGUGGGCUCGUAAACCAGAACAACAAGAUUACAACUCAUCAAGUGAAAGCUUACAGAAUGGGGGUGUCACUCCUAGAUUCCCUGUGGGACCAAAGGCCUACAAAAACAUGUUGUGUACUCCAAUUGCAAUAGUUGGACGUCCACCACACGGCCCGGAUGCUCCCUACCCUCUGUCACCAAUCAAACGAGACGAUAGAGACGUGUUAGACACUUCUGGACUUCAACUCAGUCCAAGCCGUCAGCUGACAACCCACACUGCAUCUCCAAUGAGUGUAGACUCCCCGAUGUCAACAUCAGCCCACAACACUACCCCAGGAACUCCUGAAAUCAUCACUAUCACCCGUAAACGGAUUGUUCAGAAUGAGGUGACGUACACCCAGUGUGAGCCUGUAGAGGUACCCCCACCUCGCCCUCAGCUACCCAUCAUGGCUACUGUAGAGAGGCUACCUGCCCCAACGGUCCAAACAGUCCCAACGGUCCAAACAGAGAAGAGGGUUCCACAGAAUGGACAGCAUUACCCUGUAGAGGUGAAGGUAGAUCGGAUACCAGUUACAAACUACAGCAUACAAGAACCAGUCAUUGACAGUAAGACUCCUGGAAAACCCCAUCAUCCCGUUGGUGGGUUCCCCCUGUCACCCAGAAAGGAGGUUACCUUCCAAGAUGCCAGAGGGGGUGUGUCUGAAAAGCCUACCGGCCCACAGGCUCUUGCAGGUAGCAAAGACUCCCCUAGUUUUGUCCAGGAACAGGAAAUUGUUCCAACCAAGAUAGUGCCUAAAGAAGUGGCCCCAACGUGGCCCAUUGAACUUGAAGUGCACAUCAAGAAUGAAGGAAUGGGUCCUGCAAUCAGCGAUGUGGAAGUCAAAGAUACUGCACCUAUAUCUCAGAGCAGCCCACAACCCAUAUCCUCCAGUAUACAGUAUUACAAGCAGACAACGUAUAUCCAGGAACCAGUCUCUCCUGCUACUCAACUUCAACCACUUGAGGAUAAGAUACAACCUAUUAUGAUUGUAGAGCCUGAACUGCAGCAGGGGGCAGUAAUACAAAAGGAGCCCAAUGAGUUACCCUUCAGCAGCGCAAAUCUUUCUGCUCAGUCUCCUCCUCCGCAGUAUCCUACUUAUAGUGAUCGAAUGAAGAACAAACCUCCACCACCUAUGUAUCCCACCUUCAGUGAUCGUCAUCGUAAAGCGGCUACCGGUAGAACAGAAGAAGUGUCUCCUCAGGUAGCUAAUGGAUAUCAUACCAUGAAUGACGACCGUGGCUCUGGAAGAGUUAAAAGAGCUUCUACUGGAAGUGAUGGGAUGUGGCCAGUUCGGUCGCCCAAUCAGAGGAAAGCAUCUGAUGGAGGAGCAGGUACCCCAAUAAGUGGUCGUACAACGCCAUCCAACUUCUAUCUUAUGCAGCAUCCAUCACCUUAUUCAAGCUCUCUCUCAUUAGCUGAUACCAGCUUGGACAAGGUGAGGUUUGUCAAGGAUCUUUCAGCUUGGUGGUACAAGCCACAUAUCUCCAGAGAUGAAGCCAUUACAAUGCUGAAGGACAAAUCACCAGGGACAUUUGUUGUCAGAGACAGUAAUUCUUUCCCAGGAGCCUUUGGUCUCGCUGUCAAGGUGGCACAGCUCCCUCUGAAUGCCCCACCAAGCAAGAAAGCUACAGAUCCUGCCAGUGAGCUUGUUCGUCAUUUCUUGAUCGAGCCCAAUCCACAUGGUGUCCGACUGAAGUGAUGCGCCAAUGAGCCGAUAUUUGGCAGUCUGUCUGCUCUGAUAUAUCAACACACACUCACACAGCUCGCUCUACCUUGUAAACUCCAGCUCCCAGAAACAGAUCCUUCAGGUACUGAUGCUACAGAUAGUGAUUUGGAUUCCAAGUCGGCUCAUAAUCUACUGUCCCAAGGCGCAGCUUGCAACGUUCAGUUUCUGGGAACAGUGGAGAUGGAAUCGUUAACGGGCCCUAGUGCAGUAGGUGAAGCUACUACAAGGAUCGUGAAUUCUAAUGAGAAACCUAAGAGGGUGGUUGUACACUUCAAGGUGUCACUCAAGGGCGUCACAAUCACAGAUAAUCAGAGGAAGUUAUUUUUCCGUAGGCAUUACCCAGUGGAGUCAGUAUUAUACUGUGGAAUGGACUCUGGAUCAAGGAAGUGGAAGAGGAAAGACGGAUCAGAUCAAAAUGAAGCAAAAAUAUUUGGUUUUGUUGCGCGUAAACCAGGCUCUAAGACAGACAACCAGUGUCAUGUCUUUGCAGAGUAUGAAAUUGAGCAGCCUGCUUCGGCCAUCGUCAGCUUUGUCACCAAAGUACUUCUGGGUUCCUUCCAGAAUCAGGCCAAGACGCCUUGAUGUCCUCGCUGCUGUUUGAGAAGAGCUAUAGUCUCCUUAAUAUGCCAUGCUGCAUUGUGUAGGAGCACUUUAGUUUGACAGCUACUAAUGGCAAAUAUCAAGGCCCAAAAAGUUUGCUACGUUCUGAAAAAAGUGUUCAAUUUUUAAACACUGGAAACCUUGACAGAGAGCUGACCUUUUGUAUGGCACUUUUCAAAGAACAGAAUGCCUUGUAAAGAGGAAAAGUCAAAUGAAUUUAUUCAAGUGGUGAUUUGGACUGAAUCUUCAACUUGUUGGAGUUGUCAGUGGUUAUGCUUUCUCUUAUUAGCAACCAGUAAUGGAGCAUGCUAAUAGAUUAACGCAAGUUUACAAUUUAAAGAAUCAUUUUAAAUCUCAAGUAUGGAUCGGUCCAUUGUAAUGAAACGGGUAGCAUAUUAGGAAUGAAAAAAUAACCUUUUUUCUUUGAUGAGUUUGUUGAAAGUUAAUAAUUGCCAAAUAUGUAAAUAAUUCAAGUAUCUGACUAACGUACUUAUCAUUUGUAAUCUUCGGAUGAAUCUAGAGUUCAAUGACAAAUGUUUUUAGAGUUAAAACUCACAGAAUUUAUAUUUAACACCAAACUCAAUGUGUUCAGAAACUUGUAUUCAAUUCUACUAAAUCUCAAUUUACAGAUAGUUUGUUUUGAAAAAUACUACUCACUUUUUAAAUGUAUUAAAAAAAACCAAUAAACAAAUAUAUACUUAUGUGGAACGACAAAAUAAUUUGGAAGAGGACAUUUUUCUCUUAAACUUUUUAACAAAAUUAUAUUUUAUUGUAGUGCCAAUAUUGUUUGUUUGACUUGACCGUUAUUUGAAGGAUCUGGAAGGAUAAUACAUGUUUUAUUAUGUUUACUGAUAAAUGCAAUAUUUUAAGGCAUGAUUUGUUGUUGUAGUUCAACCAAAGGGAUGCAGUUCAGCCCCAAGUUUUUUAAACCAUUUCUCUUAAAGCGCUUCCUGAUUAUUUGUUACCCAAUGUUUUUCAUGUAAGUCAAGCAAAUCUAGUUUUGUGUUCUCUGUCAAGCAUGAAUAUAAACAAAUAUUAAAAAUUAAAAAAAUGCCAAUGAAAACUAAAAAACUAUUAUCAUUAGACCCUAUUUUACCCCAUCCUUUCCCGAAACUCCCUUGUGAUGAGCAUAAACUGUACAUGUAUAAUAGUUUUAACUUGCUAGAACCUCAGCAUGUGUAUAAAAGAUUUGGAGAGUUAAAAUAAUAGAGAUUAAUAUUUAUUGCAAUUUAGCACUACUGUGUUCAUUUGACGUUUUGAACAGUUACUAAUUUUGUUGUAUUAUGGAUGUAAUGGAGUUCCUUUGUAAAAGAUUAUUUAUCUACUUUAUGCCCUGACGAACUGAGCUGUCUCAUUUAGACAAAUUACAUUUACAACCUAAAAGAUUGUUUUGGUUUUCAGGCUAUAUGGUUGCAGCUGUUGUUAUUGGCCUCCUAUGCUUUAAAGUAUGCUCAAAUGGCAAUCAAACCAAACAAUCUUUCAACAUAAACAUUAGUAGAUUAAAACAAAAAUAAUUAUGUCUUUCGGAGGAGAAUAUUUUACAAAUUAUUUUUAAUCAUUUUAUACUUUGAUCAUGGAGGUAGAAAUGGAUCACAAUUUAUGUUUUGGUCCAAAGUACUGUUUUGGUGAAAUUUCUGAACAAAACAAACCUAAACAAAUACACUAUUAACAAAUUGAGUGAACUUCAAUUGCAGCAAAGUUAAAUCAUGCAUAAUUUCUUUGUAAAAUCAAGAAUUGUAAGGACAACAUUGAGCUGUUUACAUAUUAUACAUGCAAGAUGUCCAGGAUUGGUGACUCUUAAAACCAAUGUGAUGUCACAGGACACAUAUCAAUUUUAAGUUAUUUUAUUUAUUUUUUCUUAACAUAAAUCACCAUGGUUUUCUUGCAAAGAAUGGGUCUUGCAUUCUUUUUAUUCAUAUUUUAUUCAAGCAAUUUGAGCUAAUUUGAAUCAGUAUGUUUUCAAGUAGAUUUUGUUAUACUGAACUCUAUCAUAAAAUGUUUUGUAGAAGGACUUUUUAGAGUAACGAUUAGGUGAAGUUAUAUUAAUGAGCUCUGUACAGACAUUAUUUUGUAUUUUAUUGUAAAUACUGAGCAUUGCCCGAUUCUGCAAUUUCUAGAAAUGAUUUUGUAUAUCAUUGUUUGUUUAGUUCUAAUCAACAGCCACAUGUAUGAACAUUUUCUUGUUGUUUUCCUCUUUACUAUGAGUGGUGUUUGUAGUUGCAAACUCUCAGUUCAACAUAAUGGGUUUUGUUCACACACAGUUUCAUUAAACUGAUCGUACAAAUCAGUGUCCAACUUCAAGUGAAGAUAGUUCAAUUCUUGUAACUAAAACCUCUUUAGGGAUUGAUACAAUGACUGCUUUAGUGUAGAACUGAGGCUAACUUUAUUUGGGCAGAAGUAUAAAUUCAGUCCGAAACUAAUGAAGUAGUUUAACCUGGUUAAAGGUAUUCACUUUUUCUUGGAUGUAGCCACUGCCAAAGUAUUUCAGACAAGGCCUUCGUACACUCUUAAAACUGAAGUUUGAAGUCAAGACUUUGGAGAAUUCUUUAACUUUGGAAGGUGAUAAAUCAACUGAGAUUUAAUUAAAUUUUUACUGUGAAAUAAACCUUUUAUUUGAGUCACAUUGGGAUGUAUUAAGGAGUUUCACUGACCAAAGUUUUGAGUAAACACUUGAGUUUUAGUGUACAUAAGAAGUGCUUAUUGUAAUGGUAGGCAUUACAAAACCUGCAUGUAUAGCUCAUUAUAAUAUUAUAAUGAUAGAUGUUUUUUAUGCAAAUGAAAUGCCUAACAACCAAUAGGAGUAGUGAUGUUAAUGUAUUCAGUAAUAUGCAAAUUCUAAUGAUGUUAACAGUGAUACAACUAACGUAUUACAAACCAAUGCUGAGCCCAAUGUACUACUAUCAUGUUGCAUUUGUCGUUUUGAAAUAAACACUUUAAAUUCUAUCUACA
Messenger RNA from Asterias rubens (European starfish), 10406 nucleotides. RefSeq lists its product as uncharacterized. The record is from RefSeq and is a predicted model, not a curated record. Gene Ontology annotation, molecular function: protein binding. Lineage: Eukaryota; Metazoa; Echinodermata; Asteroidea; Forcipulatida; Asteriidae.